AUGCCUAUUAAUCCUCCGAGGCAGUAUGUCUUUCUUUUGGCUGUUGAAGUCAGUCUGCACUUGUUGCAAAUCAUGCGUCUAGCAAGCACAGGAGACGCCUGUAUGACCGGUGCGUACUAUUUCACCCGUGGAAGAGACAUGGUUGAAAACCACGUCAUUCGAGGUCACGUGAUUGCCAACCUUACAGCUCCAGAGCCUUUAUUCUGCUUUGACGCCUGCCGAUUGGAAUGUCGGUGUAUCUCGUUCAACUUUAAACAAAGCGCACACCAGGAUAACUGCCAGCUGAACGAAGAAAACAGAUAUACUAACUUCGGUGCUUUGGAAUUUGCGGAGGGAUGGCAAUACUACGAUCUGGUUAUUGACUACAGCAUAAGAGUAAGGGAACAUGUACUUCUACCACAACCCUUUUCAGGACCCAUAAAUGACGCUCAUUCAUGACUUUUGAUGACAUUCCCCAGUUUUUAUUCGCAUGAUGAACAUGACUGAUGGUUUUGUAAAACGUUUUACUUUUCUUUUCGAAUUAGCAUGAUUUAUUCAAACUUGAGAAAUUUCCUUUUAAAAAUGUGCCACUUUGUAAAUCCUGACUUAUACCGCUCGAUGACUGAAUAGUUCACGCAUUUCAAUUUUCCUAGUACAGAGCAAUAAAGGGUACACAAGUUAGAGUGCCAUACCAUAUCAUGUGUAAGUAGACAAGGCUCUUAAAAUAAUUAUCCAUCUCCACCGGUUUGGCGCUGCUCCCGAAUUAAUCCCUUCCAGGAUUUUCAUCAAGAUUCCUGCAGGGAUUUCCCACAAGAUUCUCAGCAAAAUCCCUGCCAGGAUUUCCAUCAAGAUUCAAACUUUUGACAUGAAUCUCAGACAUAUUUGACGACACCUUUGUCAAAUCUUUGACCUGAGCGUUGGAUAAAUUUGACGACACUUCUAGCAAGAUUUUGACUUUAAUCUCAGGCAUUAUUUUACCCGCAACUUUGCGUACCUUUGGCUCGAAUUUCAGACAUAUUUGGCAACAUCUUUGAUAGGGGCACAAAUGCUAAUCAAAUAACACCCUUAGCUACCCUUCAAAGGGGAGGUGUAAAGGCGUGACAAAAGCGCCCUAAAUCGCCUGAAGACCAUUAUUUGUCGCGCGUCAAAGGUGUGCAAAUGUGGUCUUUAUCGAUGCUAGGUAAAUCCAUUAUUUCGUCCCCUGGAAGUUGAGCUAAGUAGACCCAUAACUAACUCGACCCUAAGAUCGACGAAGAUGUGAUGUUUUUUGUGCUCAAUGGGUCUAAUAAUUUUCCUCAAUUUCUUUUCAGCCCAAUGUUCCCGCCGUUGACUGUCAGAACGGCUGCUGUGAAAGCAAUCCUUGUCUUAACGGAGGAGCGUGUCACGAAACUUGUGACGUCAUCGGCAAACGUUUCAAUUGUGAAUGCGGUCUGCACUCUUAUGGAAAGCUCUGUGAAGCUAGUAAGAGACCUUAUUUUAUUAUUAAAAUGAUAUAAUUUUCUAUCCAGCAAUAAAAUACAGAGAGAACUGAGACGAGCUUUUGAUGUAGAGAUUUCUUGGAUCGUAUGGGUGGACAAGAGUAAGCUUUAACAGACCUUUUUACCGGUACGGCGGCCAUAUUGAAUUAAUUCGAUUUAAGGAGUAUUAUAGGAUGCCCAGGGGGCAUGAGCACAUUUCCCUUGUAUUUUCGAGCGCUUUUCGGGACAGUUGUUCGUAAAGUUUUCUUACAAUAAGAUUGUAAUGGGAAAAAAGAUCCUUGAGCCGUGUUUGGAUAUAAUAAUGAUCGCCUUUUUCCCGAGAAAUAUACAAUGAAAUACCAUAUUUCUAAUACUAAACUAGAAAAAGGCGAUCAUUAUUACAUCCAAAGACGGCACAAGGAUCUUUUUUCCAUUACAAUCUUAUUCUAGGAAAACUUUAAGAAAAAAUGUCCCGAAAAGCGCUCGAAAAUACAAACGAAAUGUGCUCAUGCCCCCUGGGCAUCCUAUAAUACUCCUUAAAUCGAAUUAAUUCAAUAUGGCCGCCGUAUCGGUAAAACGUCUAUUGGUAGAAGGCAACCAAAGGCAACCAUUAAUUACACAAUCGUUGUUCUUCUGUGCGUUCUGCUUCCAUCCAAACAACUCAGAAACUUUAUGCUGAGAGUUUGUACCAUUCUCCCUUUUAUUUACGUAUAGUGACGAUUUUUUCUUAAUUAACACAUUAUUAUUAUUAUUAUUAUUAUUAUUUUUACUAUUACUAUUUUGGCUUAAAUCGUAUCUUACUAGCUAAUGUUUCCCUGAUAGAACGAACUAUAUAAAAUACUUCAAUUUUUGAGAGGAAAGUUUACAAAAGAGGUACUAUAACCCAUAAGUUCUCUGCGUAACAGGCGUCAUCCAGCCUAGUACCUGGUAAAGAGCGCACGACAGGGACGGCAACCGCGACAACUUGCCGUCUUUUCAGCUUUCAAAGAAGUGCAAGUCCACAAAGUUUUAUCCACUUAAAGUACAAUGAGCUCUCCCCGUCAUUUUUAAAACGAAGUAACCCCUACCGAUGAACUUGAAGAAGUUCACUAACAUUCAGCUCGAUGAAAACGCGCCUAAAUUUAAAAGGAGGGCGGAGAAUGGAACACGAAUGGAAUUUGCUAGUUUUAAGCGAUUUAUUACUCUUUUUGAGGUUACAUUCAAUGUUACGGUUCUGAUAUGGCAAAACAUAAUCACAGUCAAAAAAAUGUCACUUAGUGAUUUGUCCAUUGUUAACAUGCCGUGUGUUUAGAGCCGGAAAAAUCUCGUCUAUCUAACUUUGAAAAAAUGCAGAUGAGCCAUUUCAAAAACCGUCAAUGUUCUAUUUGUUUUUGUUGUUUUUUUUUUUUCGCAGAAACAUGCACUACGCCUGAUUGGCUUUACUAUAAUAACUCGUGCUUCAAAGUGUUCACAGAAAAGGUAUCCUGGUUUGACGCGCGAAAGUCUUGCAACACUAUCGGCAGUAACCUUAUCUCAAUUGACAGUACAGAGGAAAAUAAUCUUGUGCGCCAAGAGAUAUCGCCAAUUUCGAUUUCGUCUGCCUGGAUAGGACUUUUCAACUUAAACAGUACAGAUCAUAGCUAUGAGUGGGUAGAUGGUUCCAUGGGGGACUUCAGAAACUGGGAAGAUGGUGAGCCAAAUAACGAUAACAGCGGUGAAAAUUGUACCGAACUAUACCGGGUGAACGGAAAAUGGAACGAUGAAUCGUGUUAUGCAAACAGGACAUAUGUUUGUGGCAAGAAAUUUAGCCCUUGA
Porites evermanni is the source of this 3230-nucleotide messenger RNA. The record is from the annotation of a GenBank genome assembly. Lineage: Eukaryota; Metazoa; Cnidaria; Anthozoa; Scleractinia; Poritidae.